AUGAAAGCAAUCCAAAUACAAGCAUACAAUGAGGAGUAUCAUGUAUCCGAAGUCGCCAUUCCCAAACCGAAGCCACACCAGGUCUUAGUGCGUAUCAAAGCCGCUGGAUUCUGCCAUACCGAUUUGAUGGCCUUGAAUAACGAAUUCAAUAACCCGAUUCCAUUCAUUGGCUCGCAUGAACCGGCUGGCAUCAUUGCGGAGAUUGGAUCUGGCGUUAGGGAUUUCCAGAGAGGCGAUAGAGUGGGAUGCAUCAAUUUUGAUAGCGUUUGCGGUAGGCAGAGACGCCAGGCAAGUGAAACUUAA
Penicillium olsonii is the source of this 303-nucleotide messenger RNA. NCBI's taxonomy places the organism in Eukaryota, Fungi, Ascomycota, Eurotiomycetes, Eurotiales, Aspergillaceae. The record is from the annotation of a GenBank genome assembly.